This is a messenger RNA of Nanorana parkeri, 3581 nucleotides long. RefSeq names its product Sp4 transcription factor (gene SP4). The transcript is spliced from 6 exons. Lineage: Eukaryota; Metazoa; Chordata; Amphibia; Anura; Dicroglossidae. The record is from RefSeq and is a predicted model, not a curated record. Bases 309 to 2654 code for a protein of 781 amino acids.
GAUCCCGUUGCGGGAUGGAAGGGGGGAGGUGGGAGAGAAGGGGUGUCCGGGCCGCCCCUCUCCGGGGCUGUCAAUCAGGGCGGGGGAUCAGGGGCCCCGGCUGCGGGGAGAGACGGAGCUACUACGCCACAACCCCCUUCUGCAGCCAGCUAUCGCCGCCAUGAGAGAGAGCCAGGCCCCCAUCCCUCCUCCUCCAGCAUCCAGCCUCCCUCACACACAGCGACCGGCCUUUAUAUCCACCCCCCGUCCCAUCCCCUCCGCUAGCCUCUUCCCUUCCUCCUGAUUAUCAGUGCUAGCAUUAAUUCACCAUGAGCGAUCAGGCGGAAGAAGAUAUGGCCAGCGAAGAAGGAAAAAGUAAUGAACCCGAAACCAAAAAAAAGGGCAAAGCAUCAGGUUCACAGGACUCUCAGCCUUCUCCCCUGGCUUUGCUAGCUGCAACCUGCAGUAAAAUAGGGACAACUGGGGAAAAUCAAGCGGCUGGACAGCAGCAGAUAAUCAUAGAUCCCAGCCAAGGAUUGGUUCAACUACAAAACCAGCCACAGCAGCUGGAGUUGGUUACCACUCAGCUGGCAGGCAGUGCCUGGCAAAUAGUCGCCGCCGCACCUCCCAUCUCGAAAGAAAACAGUAUAGCUCAGCAAGGCAUUUCAAUAGCUGCUAGCACUGCGGGUUCGUCCGCUAGCAGCAAUGAGAAUUCAUCACCCACAAAAACUAAAGUUAGCACUUCAGCUGCAGCCCCUGGGCAGUUCCAGGUCAUCCAGGUCCAGACUCCUGGUGGGAACGUGCAGUACCAAGUUAUUCCUCAGAUUCAGACUGUGGAUGGUCAGCACAUUCAGAUCAGCCCUGGAAAUGCCACCACACUGCAAGAUUUGCAAGGUCAAAUCCAAUUUAUUCCCGCUGGUAACAAUCAAGCCAUUAUCACUGCUGGCAAUAGAACGACAUCUGGAAAUAUUAUUGCACAGAACUUGUCGAAUCAAACUGUGCAGAUUCGGCCUGGAGUUUCUAUACCACUGCAGCUGCAGACCAUCCCUGGCCAUCCUCAAGUUGUGACAACCGUACCCAUUAACAUAGGAGGAAUGACACUGGCUCUGCCUGUGAUCAACAGUUUGUCUGCUGGAGGGAGUUCAGCACAGAUCAUUCAGUCCACCGAUGGCGGGGUCAUCAAUGGAAAUCAACUGGUGUCUACACCCAUCACAACAUCCUCUGUCAGUACCAUGCCUGAUUCUCCCUCCUCCUCCACCUCAUCCACCACCUGUACAACCACUGUGUCCACCACCCUGACUAGCAGCGACACACUGGUCAGCACAGCCGAAUCAGGCCAGUUCGUAAGCACACCAGCAAGUACAGAACGUGCAGCGGAAGAGUCGCCAUCCUCUGUUACAGAAUCUGAAUCUCAGAGUAGCAGUCAGCUUCAGGCAAAUGGACUUCAGAACGUGUCUGACCAGUCAAGUUCCUUGCAGCAGGUGCAGAUUGUGGGCCAGCCAGUUUUACAGCAGAUUCAGAUUCAGCAGCCACAGCAGCAGAUUAUACAAGCCAUACCACAGCAGUCUUUUCAGCUUCAGUCAGGACAGACCAUACAGACUCUUCAGCAGCAACAGCUGCAGAACAUUCAGCUCCAAGCACUAAGCCCAACACAGGUUCUCAUAAGAGCCCCGACAUUAACCCCAUCCGGCCAGAUCAGCUGGCAGACUGUGCAGGUUCAGAAUAUCCAAAGCCUUCAGAACUUGCAAGUUCAAAACGCUGGUCUGCAGCAACAGCUCACCAUAACCCCAGUGUCCACCAGUAGCGGUACAACGAUUGCCCAGCUUACACCAGUUACAGUUUCUGGCACCCCGAUCACACUCAAUGCUGCCCACUUUACAUCUGUGCCUAAUCUGCAGACUGUCAGCGUUGCAAAUCUUGGUACAGCUGGAGUCCAGGUUCAGGGGGUCCCUGUAACAAUUACAAACGUCGGAGGUCAGCAGCAAGGAAGUGACGGUGUCAAAGUACAGCAAGCUACCAUAGCUUCCAUUGCUGUUGGGGGGCUUACCAAUGCAACCAUUGGUGCUGUCAGUCCUGAUCAAAUAUCACAAGUGCAGCUUCAACAGUCUCAGCUAUCAUCGGAUCAAGAGGUGCAGACUGGCAAGAGACUAAGACGAGUUGCAUGUUCUUGUCCUAACUGUAGAGAAGGGGAAGGAAGAGCAAACAGUGAACCGGGAAAGAAAAAACAGCACAUAUGUCACAUUGAAGGAUGUGGAAAAGUAUAUGGGAAGACAUCCCAUCUCCGAGCACAUCUUCGUUGGCACACUGGAGAAAGACCUUUUGUAUGCAACUGGAUCUUCUGCGGCAAGAGGUUUACCAGAAGUGAUGAGUUACAGAGGCACAGAAGAACCCACACAGGUGAGAAGAGGUUUGAGUGUCCAGAAUGUUCCAAAAGGUUCAUGAGGAGCGACCAUCUCUCAAAACAUGUCAAAACCCACCAAAACAAAAAGGGAGGUGGAACAGCACUGGCAAUCGUAACAUCAGGAGACCUGGACGCCUCAGUCACUGGAGUCCUUGGCUCCCCAAGAAUUGUUACUGUGGCAGCCAUCUCCCAAGAUUCAAACCCAGCCACCCCAACAGUUUCUACAAACAUCGAUGUUCUAGAAGGUGACAAGGACUUGUACCGCUGCACUUAAUCAUGUCCUUUAUAGAAUUGUGAUCUGGUCUGUACAUUUUGUUUUUCUUUUCAAGGAAAUAUUUUUUUAAGUUAUUCAUCCCAAUAACAGCAGGAUGAAGCUGAUAUAUACUAAACUGUGAAGAAGAAUACACAUUUUUUUCUAAUAUUAGGCAAUUUAAAUCUGAAAAACAGAGAUAUUUUACCUGUAUCAUAAAUUCUGCAUUUUGUAAAAGCUUCUAAAUUUUAACGCUUUCUCAUUCCUGUUAGCCCUUCUGAAAACGACCACUGUUUAUAAUAGUAAAAAUAUUGAUAGACUCAGGGCCAUUAAUAUUACAAACCUGGUUUGUAAAAAGGCCAUACAAUCAGUUUAUUUGUGGUAGCAUAAAGAUUCUGCAGUCACCUUUACAAAGAUGCGAUUUUUGUAUUGAGACCUGCUUGUAAAAUGUGGGGAAAAUAGUUAUUUAUAUAAAUUUAAUGCUAUCCUUAUGCAAGCUGCAUAGAGUUUCAUACCACCCAAGACAGUGAACCUGCUCUAAGCAUUUUUUAAAUAGCGUUUUUGUAGAUAAGCAUUAUUAAAAACCAACAUGUACAAACCGCGACAGUCAAGCCUUUCCACAUUCCACGCUCCUCCUAUAUAUAUUUUUAUUAUCAUUUUUAUAUUUACUGCUUUGGAAAGUCAGUAUAUACCACAUACGUUUUAGACUUUUAAUAUGCAAAGCUGAUGUAGGAUUCACAUUUCAUCAGAGGAAUGUACUAAGUUAUAUGUUUUCAUCAAGUAAGUUAACAAAAUGGCUAUAAAAAUUGUAUAGCUCAUGGCUAGUUCGAGGAGGUGAGAUAUUACAAAAAGUAAUUUUGCAGCUUUUUACAGUUUCAAGAAGCACAACCGAUGUAUGUAAAUUUUACUUUUUCCCCUGUAAUCUAGUUUACAUUUUGUAGUCACGUUUGG